CGCAGGCGGCGGCAUGUACGAGACCGGCGCGGGCGGCUCGGCGCCGAAGCACGUGCAGCAGUUUGUCGAGGAGAACCACUUGCGCUGGGACUCUCUGGGUGAGUACCUUGCCCUGGCGGUGUCGCUGGAGGACCUCGCCGCCAAGACGAAAAACCCGAAGGCGAAGGUGCUGGCUGAGUGUCUGGACAAGGCCAACGAGAAGUUCCUCGAUGCCAACAAGAAUCCUGGCCGCAAGUGCGGCCAGCCCGACAACCGGGCGAGCCACUUCUACCUGGCGAUGUACUGGGCGCAGGCCCUGGCCGAGCAGAGCGCGGACGAGGCCAUCUCGAAGCAGUUCACGCGGAUCAAAGCUGAGCUGGAGGCGAACGAGAGCGUCAUCAUCGACGAGAUGAUCGCUUGCCAGGGAAGGCCCGUCGACAUUGGCGGCUAUUACCCGCCAGACCCCGAGAAGGUGCGGAGGGCAAUGUGCCCGAGUGCGAUCUUCAACGCCAUCCUGACCCUGGGUGCCAAUUGGUGAGCGGCGAGGCCAAGUGAGGCGCGUGUAGCUCCCUGAGCCCACGUCUUUUUGUGAAUCUCUGGUUUAUUUUCAAGGGAGGAGGCGGGAGGCGGAGGCGGAGGCGGAGAAGGUAUGGUGGUGGUGGUGGUGAGGGUGGUGGACGCUUAUAGCGAUCUUUGCCGCAUGGGACCUGCACUCGCUUAGAGAAUGCCAGCGGCUUUGAUCACGCUCUGUUCGCCAUCUCACGCCGCUUCCUUCUCCUCUUCCGUUCUCGGAUAUGCCCGCAUUCUGCUUCCUCGACUUCCUCCAGUUCUGCGUCCAAUGUGCCAGACUUUUUAAGUGGCUGACCCCGUGUCGCUUUGAGAGAGAGCAUCUGGCUCGUUGUCGCACGGUCUUCCAGAGUUGUUGAACUCUCUCAGCGUGUUUCAAGGCCCGCGCGAUGUCUCGUAUGACUUGUGUGCGCUGGCGGCCAGACGGUUAGUCGGCAAGGCCCCCUCAUCGAAUGCGCUUUUGUAGAUUACGAAGGCACUCGCACAGGAGUUCGGGUUGUGUGGGCCGGCCAGCUCGCUUUUUAAAUAAUGUGCCGGGAGCCCUGUCUUGGAGAGACCCGAGCUGCAUGCCGCCAGUCGUGGGAAAGCUCGAAGGAGGUGUACCCCCACUCUCGCUCUUGCUCUCUUUCUCUCUUCCUGUCCUCCUCCUGCUCCUCCUUUCCCUCCUGAUGAUCACAGCAGUCACCCCUCCCUGGGCACGCCCCACAUCCUCGCCCUCCGCGGGAGGCGAAGAGGGCGGGCGGCCGGUAGCUGGUGCGCGUGACGCCCGGUUUUUGACGCCUGGUGGUCCGGGCCUUCCACGUGCGCGACGCGCUGCCCGGUUCGCCUUCGGCCGAGGAGGGGGAA
Messenger RNA from Prorocentrum cordatum, 1392 nucleotides. NCBI's taxonomy places the organism in Eukaryota, Dinophyceae, Prorocentrales, Prorocentraceae. The record is from the annotation of a GenBank genome assembly.